This is a messenger RNA of Apis laboriosa (Himalayan honeybee), 817 nucleotides long. RefSeq names its product multiple coagulation factor deficiency protein 2 homolog. NCBI's taxonomy places the organism in Eukaryota, Metazoa, Arthropoda, Insecta, Hymenoptera, Apidae. Gene Ontology annotation, molecular function: calcium ion binding. The transcript has 6 exons. The record is from RefSeq and is a predicted model, not a curated record. The coding region runs from base 144 to 782 and encodes 212 amino acids.
CUUGUGCUCUGUCCACGUCAGUAUAUAACUGUUGUAACGUAACCUCAAAAUUUAUAAUCCGGUAUUUGAUCUUGCCAAUGAGCAAGAUAUUUGCGUACAUGUCAAUUUUAUACAUUGUAUAACAUAAACAAGAAUAUUGCAACAUGAAUUGGACAUUGUGCCUUUUUAUAAUCGGAUGUUUUUGUUGUAAAUAUUUAUAUGCUCAACAACAAAGAAUUCCACCAGGUGUAUCACCCCAACAUUAUCAACAACCUCAAUUUCAACAAGUACAUCAGGUACCACAACAAAUUCCUCAACAACAGUUCCAGCAAAUGCCAGGACAGGUACCUAUGCAACAAGUUCCUGUUCAACAAGUACCUGUACAACAACAGCACAUUCCAACUCAUCAGGUACCAAUUCAACAAGAACAUGGACAAGCAAUACUCAAUGCUGCUAAUAUAGUGCAUGAAAAAGCUCAUAUUGCAGAACACAUGGAAGUUCCAAUAGAUACUAGUAAAAUGACAGAACAAGAACUACAGUUUCAUUAUUUUAAAAUGCAUGAUGCAGAUAAUAACAAUAAGUUAGAUGGUUGUGAACUUAUAAAGUCCUUAAUACAUUGGCAUGAACAAGAGAAGAAAGAAGUAGGUGGAGUCAAUACUGGACCAAAAUUAUUUAAGGAUGAGGAAUUGGUUACUUUAAUAGAUCCAAUACUAUCUUUGGACGAUACAAAUAAUGAUGGAUAUAUUGAUUAUCCUGAAUUUAUACAAGCACAGAAAAAUGCAGGAGCUACUGGUCGACAGUAAUUGCAUUCAAUAAUACAAUGUUUAAUAUUAUUAAA